This is a messenger RNA of Cercopithifilaria johnstoni, 933 nucleotides long. NCBI's taxonomy places the organism in Eukaryota, Metazoa, Nematoda, Chromadorea, Rhabditida, Onchocercidae. The record is from the annotation of a GenBank genome assembly.
AUGUAUAAAUCUGAUCAAUACAGGGAUAGCGUAUCCUGGCAGUCAUAUCGAGCCAUUCCUUCAAUAAGCUCAGUGGAGCAGAGGAAUUCGGAAAAGACAGGGCCAGUUGCAUGGUUGCGCUAUGUUAUAUAUACUUGUAAUAUUAUAAUGGUGGUUGCGGGCACAGCAUCGUUAGCUAUGGGAGCAUGGCUUCGUACAGAUUCACAAUUUCGGGAUUUCCUAUCGCAAAGAUACAGGAAUGUUGUAGAGGAAGCAUUUUGGCAGGCUUCAACUCUAUACGUUUUCUCCUACAUUUUGAUUGUCAUUGGAAUGUGCAUGGUACUUGUUGGUGUGGUUGGUUGCUGCGGUGCAUCUACCGAUUCUCGAGUACUUCUCUUAAUAUAUGUCAUAGCUGUAUGUAUCCUUAUGAUGUGCACUAUUUCCUCAAUAACUUAUCUUAUCUUCAAAAAGUAUGGUAUUGAUGUUGAAAUAUCGGAUGCGUUAACAUAUAUGGUACAAAGCUAUUAUCAAGGGGCAGGAAUUGUUCAGGAAAGCCUAGAUCGAUUACAACAAGCCUUCCGAUGCUGCGGUAGCGGAGGUUGCAGUGACUUUCGAUUUCUGCAUCAAGAUAUUCCGCGUUCGUGUGAUAUCAGGUGUGAUGGUUGUCACUAUCGUAUAAUGGUUGCAUUGCGCACGGGUUUUUCUACUGCAUUCGUUAUUUUUGCCAUCGUUGUUAUUGCCGAGCUUAUCGCAGUCGUAUCUGCACUGGUCCUCAUAAUGAGAUCAAGAAGUUCAACGGAAGUUUGGUUGGAUAAAAAAGAGAGUCGUCGAAGUCAUUAUGAGAACAAAUAUUACUGGCAUAGACCUGGUCAGUAUGUGGAUUUGGAUUCGCUGCGAAGUGACGAUUGUCCCGUACCUGAUCAUCAUCAUUCUGAACAGUUCACUUCACACUAA